AUGAAGUGGUUGCUUCUCCUUACCUUGAUAGCGCUCUCCGAGUGCACCUCCUACAAGGUCCCGCUCACCAGAAAGAAGUCCUUGAGGCAGAAACUGAUCGAGAAUGGCAAGCUGAAGGACUUUCUGCAGAAUCGCCAGUACAACAUAGGCAGCAAGUACUUCCCCUCGGAGGCCACCACCUUGACGUCCGACCAGCCCCUUCAGAACUUCCUGGACAUGGAGUACUUCGGCACCAUCAGCAUUGGAACCCCCGCCCAGGACUUCACCGUCAUCUUUGACACUGGCUCCUCCAACCUGUGGGUGCCCUCCGUCUACUGCUCCAGUGUUGCCUGCACCAACCACAACCGCUUCAACCCUAAAAAGUCCUCCACCUUCAAGAGCACCAGCGAGACGGUCUCCAUUGCCUAUGGUACCGGCAGCAUGACAGGCAUCCUUGGAUACGACACAGUCCAGGUUGCAGGCAUCUCUGACACCAACCAGAUCUUUGGCCUGAGUAAGACAGAGCCUGGCUCCUUCCUGUACUAUGCUCCCUUCGACGGCAUCCUGGGCCUGGCCUACCCCAGCAUCUCCUCCUCCGGGGCCACCCCUGUUUUUGACAACAUGUGGAACCAGGGUCUGGUUUCCCAAGACCUCUUCUCCGUCUACCUGAGCAAAGAUGAUGAGAGCGGCAGCGUGGUGCAGUUCGGUGGCAUCGAUUCUUCUUACUACACGGGAACCCUGAACUGGGUGCCUGUUUCUUAUCAGGGUUAUUGGCAGAUCACCGUGGACAGCAUCACCAUGUCUGGAGAGCCCAUCGCUUGCAUGUCUGGCUGCCAGGCCAUCGUUGACACCGGUACCUCUCUGCUGUCCGGCCCGACCAAUGCCAUUGCCAACAUCCAGAGCUACAUUGGAGCCAGCGAGGGUCCCUACGGCAGCAUGGUGAUCAGCUGCUCCGCCAUCGACAGCCUUCCCGACAUCGUCUUCACAAUCAACGGUGUCCAGUACCCUGUUCCCGCAAAGGCCUACGUCCUGCAGAACCAGGGAAGCUGCAUGAGCGGAUUCCAGGGCAUGAACAUCCCCACCUUCUCCGGAGAGCUCUGGAUCUUGGGUGACAUCUUCAUCCGCCAGUACUACACCGUCUUUGACAGGGCCAACAACCAGGUCGGCCUGGCUCCCGUGGCCUGAGCCCGAGUCUUUCCGGCCGCUUCCCAGGAAGAUCCCGCCCUAGUUUCUGUCCCUGUUGGUCCUUCGAUGUAGAGAAUUCUCCUGAUUGUUCUUCCUCUGGGAUCGUGGAGGUGGAAUCUUGGCCCUGUUCCCUGUCACACCAAUAACGUAGAAUAAAUCAUAACCUCCUGGA
Globicephala melas (long-finned pilot whale) is the source of this 1336-nucleotide messenger RNA. Its product is annotated as pepsin A-4-like. Lineage: Eukaryota; Metazoa; Chordata; Mammalia; Artiodactyla; Delphinidae. Gene Ontology annotation, molecular function: aspartic-type endopeptidase activity. Gene Ontology annotation, biological process: proteolysis. The record is from RefSeq and is a predicted model, not a curated record.